Molecule: messenger RNA, 1902 nt
Organism: Debaryomyces tyrocola
Lineage: Eukaryota; Fungi; Ascomycota; Pichiomycetes; Serinales; Debaryomycetaceae
Source: the annotation of a GenBank genome assembly
AUGUGUACUAAAUCAUCGGUGGACUUGGACGGAAGAACAGCAAUUGCAGAGAUCAAGUCAAGAGUACCAAGAAAGAUGAAGCUGUUAUUAGAUAUACCGUUAGAAAUAGUCGAUGAUAUACUAUUUUUCUUGCCCCAGCAAGAGAUAAUUAAUUUAUCGCUAACAAACUUUCAGUUUUAUCAGCCAUGUAUGAAAAAAUUAUAUCAGAAGGUAACUAUUAGAAAAGACCCAGUGCUUAAACAGAAUAAGAAUAAUGUACGAGGCAUUGACUUCACUGAUUCAACUCAAACCGUUAUUUAUGGGUUCAAUAAGAUUACAAAGGAGGAGAAUCAUUUCAAGCUUAUCAAUGCCCGCUUGCAAUCAUUAAUAUCCUCAAUUUCAAUCAAUACACAACUACUUGACUAUAUUGAAGAAGUAACAAUCUUUGAUUCUUUUGAUAAAGCCAUCAAUGAAACAUUACUAAAGUUAAUAAGUUCGCUAGAGAAGUCUGGCUUGAAAAGAUUGAUAAUCACCAAUCCCGCAUUACGGAAACAGGUGAAUCAAAUCAUAUUGAAAGAUGGAUUUCAGAAUCUUCAGUCGAUAAUAAUUGAUAAUGUAAACCAAUUAAACGGCAUAACUAAGUUUCCUAGCAUUAGAGAGCUAAUUGUAUCAUUCAAGGAGGAUACUCAAGAAAAUCAAUUCAGUGAGCUUAGGGUAAACCAACAUUUGGUUAAAAGUCUAAAACAACUCAGGUCAAUAACUGUAACAACGGAUAAUAAAUCAUACAUCCUUUUUAUAGAAGUUUUGAAUUAUAUUAAUGACAAAAUUGCAUUUCAACUAAAUUUACACAUGUUUACGUUGAACUAUUACCACAAUGACUUAUUACUUAUCGAGAAAUUUAUUAAGAGUAAUAUUAUAAAUUGGAAAACAAUUACAUCCUUACAGUUAGCUAUUGGAUGUGAUGACGUGAAGUGUAAUCAAGAAUGUUUGUCGAGAUUAACACUUCCGGUUUAUUUGUUGCAAAAGAUUGCCUUUGUUCAGAAUACUGAAAAGGUUAUUGACACACAUAAAUUUAAUGAAGUAUGGGACAUUAAGGUCGUUGGUAUGUUGCAAGAACUCAACACUAAAGUCUUAAAGUAUGUUUCUAUUCGACACAGCCCAUGCGAAAAUGGAGUGUUCUUCGAUGGAAUGGAAGGAAAUUAUUUACAACGUGUAAAGCUAUACACACAUACCCUACCAACCGCAAUUGAAUCAAAUAGAGCUACUUUAGUAUUGCCUAACUUCAUGAAAAGUUUGUCAUGCUACGAGCAAAUGAUGAAUAAUUUAUUGUGGAAUGGUUGCAAGUGUGGCCAUUGUGCAAUUUACUUGGGCGACUUGGACGAACAUCUUAUGUGCCACAAAUAUUAUAACUUGAAACUACACCGAUUCAAGGAUAUUAUCAGUAGUAACUUACUUGUCACCAUUAGCGAGUGGCUAAGCAGACGACUCCAUGGCUCCGAUAUUUUGAGUGAUCUAGAUUACUUAAGGUAUCCGUUCAAAGAUAAUACGUGGAACUUCCAUGACAACCUUUUCUCCAUUCCCUUCAAAUGCUUAAACCACAAGAACUAUGAAGAGCACGAAUACGAUGAUGAAGACGAAGUAGACAUCUUCCACGAUGCGAAAUCUGAGUUUGAGCCGUGCAAAUUCGACGAACAUCUCUUCAGACCCGUUGGAAAAUGUAUGUCUCACUUCAUAAACGAUCUCAUUAUUCAAAUUGUUGAUCUAAAUAGAGGUAACGCAGAGGAUAUCGAACUCGACAAGUUUAAUGAUCUCAAUGAUGGAACUGGUAUUGAGAAAUUUAGAAAAAUCAUAUUCAACGGAAUUUGCUACAACUUAGACAAAGAAUUGAACGGUACAAGCUACUUUCAAAAUGUAUAUGAUUAA